AUGGCUUCAACUGUGUCUCUACCCAUCUACAUGCUCUUUAGCCUGAUCAUAACGUUGAUAAUGGCAAACCGGGGGAUUCUCUCCGUUCUGCUCGAACCCCCCGUGACUCGACGACAGUCCCUCGAGCGAGUCGCCUUCUCCGCAACGAUCAUCCAGCUUGCCACAUACCUCUUCGACAAAAAGGUGCUGUUCGAACCGUUUCUGACCGACAGACAGACGACGACUCCUGCCGAAAAGACCCUGUGUGUCCUUUUCUAUGCGUGCACCGUGACCGCCAUGACCAUGGCGACGGGCGUCGGUCUGCUCGCAACGGCCAAGCUGUUCGGCCGCAACACCAUGUGGCCAACUUACGCGUCGCGCAUCGGGUGGAUUAUGUACAGGACGUACGUGUGCGUCUCGGGGUUGUCUAUCGGGCUGGGCGACGACUGGGUCCUUCGGUUCCCCUUUGAGCUGAUGGGGUGGAUUGCGUUCCCUUUCCUGCUGGAAUUAUGGAUCCCUAUACUCGAGACAUCAUAG
Messenger RNA from Anthostomella pinea, 516 nucleotides. NCBI's taxonomy places the organism in Eukaryota, Fungi, Ascomycota, Sordariomycetes, Xylariales, Xylariaceae. The record is from the annotation of a GenBank genome assembly.